GCGACUCCAACCUGAGCGCGACCGUCUUCCGUGAUAAAUUGUCUUACUCAAAACAUAGACAGCGAUAGUUCUAUCCGCACACAAACUCACUCGCCUCUGCAUGGGUUUACUGGCGUUGAGUUGAUCUUACAAUGAGGCAACGUUAGUUGUAUGAAAAGCCACCUCGGUAUGCACCUGAGGUCUCACACUUCGCGUGGGCUAGAUCGACGCCGCUGAGAUGGCCAUGGAACGGACUCGGAUUGCGAAGGUCGAUAAUGUCACCCUGUCGCGCCGGGGUGAACAAGUCCAUGGCACUCUUCAUCUAACACCUCACCAUAUCAUCUUUGUUCACACCCCUCCACCCACAGCUGACAGCAAGCCUGGCCGACCCCGCGAACUGUGGAUCACAUACCCGAUCAUCCAGACCUGCACACUGCGGCCCAGUCCUACUGCAUCUCGACAACCUAGUUCCAUCCGCUUGAAAUGUCGCGACUUCACCUUCGUCUGCUUCUACUUCCAUGACGACCGCAAGGCCAGGGAUGUCUACGAUAGUAUCCGGGCCUGGACGUGUAAAUUGAGUGGAAUCGAGAAGUUGUACGCUUUCACAUACCAACCUCAAGGGCCGGAGAAAGAUGUCACACCUAAUGGUUGGUCGCUGUACGAUCCCAUGCGCGAAUUUAGGAGGAUGGGAAUCGGCGACGAUACGAAAAAGUUGAACUGGCGUAUAUCCAAGAUCAAUCAGGACUAUGGGCUAUCGGAAACUUACCCUGCCCUUCUGGCAGUUCCCGCAUCCAUCUCAGACAACACAUUGAAUUACGCCAGUCGCUUUCGGUCCCGUGAGAGGCUUCCGGCCCUCACAUACCUACACCCCGUCAACAACUGCUCUAUCACACGCUGCUCGCAACCCCGUGUGGGUGUUCGCGGAAAUCGGAGCAUUCAAGACGAAAAGCUUCUAGCGGCCAUUUUUGACACCACUCGUGCCGAACGUCCUCUGUCCGCUUACACCACACCACCAGAACGAGAAGACUCCGGGUCUGCCACCUCGCUCGAUGGAGACCUGCAACCGACAGACACAGAGGCCCUCGAAGAUGCGGUGAUCUCUGAGCUCCGAGGUGAUGCCGAGGGGUCUAAUGUGGCCGACUCCAAUAGGCCUACGGUCUAUGGAGCUCAACAGCGCAACAUGAUUGUGGAUGCCCGUCCCACCUUCAAUGCGUUGGCAAUGCAAGCAGUAGGCAUGGGUUCGGAGGACAUGAGUAACUACAAGUUCGCUACAAAGGUGUACCUGGGCAUCGACAACAUUCACGUCAUGCGAGACAGUUUACAAAAGGUGUUUGAGGCAUUCAAAGAUUCGGACCUGACGCCUCUGGGACCAAACCGCGACUUGCUGCGGAAGAGUGACUGGUUGAAACAUGUCGCUAACAUUCUGGACGGUGCUGGAAUAAUUGCCCGCCAGGUCGGACUCCAGCAUAGCCACGUACUAAUCCAUUGCAGUGACGGGUGGGACCGCACGAGCCAGCUCUCCGCUCUCAGUCAACUCUGUCUUGAUCCGUAUUACCGAACCCUUGAAGGAUUUAUGGUGUUGGUUGAAAAGGACUGGUUGAGCUUCGGGCAUAUGUUCAAACAUCGGUCAGGGUUUCUCAGCUCCGAAAAGUGGUUCCAAGUUGAAAACGAACGUAUCGGCCGAGGAAAUGAUGAUGGCGAAGGGAGAGAACAAACCGGUGGCGGCGCCAUUUCAGGGGCACAGAGGACGUUCGAAAACGCCUUGUCGAGCGCAAGAGGCCUCUUUUCCAACAGCAGACACAACGACUCGAGGGAGUCGAUCAAUGUCGAUUCAGACCCAGAACCUGCCGCGAACAAUGAUCCGGAGCUGCAGGCCGCCAGAAAGAUCGUGUCGAGCACCACAAGAAGGGAAAGGGAGAGAAUGGCGACCAAAGUCAAAGAGACAUCUCCGGUUUUCCAUCAGUUCCUCGACGCCACAUAUCAGCUCUUGUAUCAACAUCCCACGCGCUUCGAAUUCAAUGAACGAUUCCUGCGCCGUCUCCUCUACCAUCUCUAUUCGUGUCAGUAUGGGACAUUCUUGUUGGACAGCGAGAAAGAACGCAAGCAGGCAAAACUGCAUGAGAGGACUAGAAGCGUGUGGGACUAUUUCCUGGCACGUAGGAAGGAAUUUCUGAAUCCGAACUACGACCCGAUCGUGGAUGACAACACUCGAGGCCGCGAAAGACUGAUUUUCCCGCGAAGUGAGGAGGUCAGAUGGUGGCACGAAUUUUUCGGCCGGACGGACGAUGAAAUGAAUGGGAAGCCUACAACCACAACUGCGGCUGCUGCUGCUACCGCCAGUAAGAGUCAAGCUAACGGGACUGGGACCGGCGGGACUGAAACUCAGGAAAUGUGGACCUCUGUCGGGAGAUCCUCUUCUGGCCCAGGGUCGUCUUCGGCGUCCAUGCCCACGUCUAGAGCUAGGACUCCAGUACUUCUGGGCGUCGAGACCAGCGAAGCCAGCGUCGGCUUGACCCCUAAUAAGCUGCAGCAGGAACUGAACGGCAGACCAAGGACUCCACUCCGAAACUCGACCAAGACUGGGGAGGUUGACACCGGUAAUAGCACGCCCGGUGCAGGGUCCCGCAGUUUUGAGUCGAGGUCUCCUUCCCUGAUACCCAAGAACGAAAAUACCGACGAGCAGAAGAAGCCAGUGCUCACCACCAAUCUGGCUCCGGGGCAUGCAAACGAGGAAGAAAAAGAAACGCAAUCGAAAUCGAAAUCGGCGUCCGUUUCCGUGACCAUGGAUCCUGCCAAUGCAGCUGCGGAGAUACAAACUGCUGUGGAUGACGACCAGCAGCGCUCUGACAGUCACGUCAAUGGCGACAACAAUAUAUCAGUUGCAGGCGGAAAGGUACCUACUACACCCCCGCCGCCGCAACAGCAGCAGAAAAACAAUACCACCACCUCACGAGAAUCAGAACCAGUAUCGGCCUCGGCGUCGGCAUCGGUGGAAGACACAUCAGCGGCACGGAUACCUAUUCUUACGCCUACGCUUACACAACAAGCCUUGAACGAGAAGUCUGAACCACUCGAACCCGCCAAUCAGUCUGCCAGUGUCUCUUCUGCACAAAAAACUCACGACAAGGCCUCAGAAGAGGCCACCGCCGUUUCUGAGCCGGUCGCGGGGAUGGAAUCACUGUCCCUCACAGCAGCAGACGACCUUGACCCUCUUGGCAUCGGCGAGGUUAAGGACCAUAUCGCCACUUCCAGACGAGCGCAGCAGAGUGCCGUGGAGAGGGAACGCGAGAGAGAACGGGAGAGAGAGCGCCGACGAGAGCAGUUGGACUCUUUGCUCAAGUAGACUUGAAGCAAGCACGAGAAGCACGAGAUACUAGUACUACUCAGGACCUGAUAAUAGUAGUGGUACUAGCUCUGUACUGUACUGGUAGUAGACCACAAAGAAUUGAAAUGAAACGCAAUGAAAAUGGAACUGUCUGUGCGCACAAACAAAACAUAGUCAUUGUACUUGGGUACUGUGGCAUGGCGUGACUGUGAGAAAACCCG
Messenger RNA from Exophiala dermatitidis NIH/UT8656, 3525 nucleotides. RefSeq names its product protein-tyrosine phosphatase. Lineage: Eukaryota; Fungi; Ascomycota; Eurotiomycetes; Chaetothyriales; Herpotrichiellaceae. The record is from RefSeq and is a predicted model, not a curated record. Gene Ontology annotation, biological process: dephosphorylation. The transcript is spliced from 3 exons. Gene Ontology annotation, molecular function: phosphatase activity. Bases 218 to 3322 code for a protein of 1034 amino acids.